AUGGUGAAUGAAACACGUGAUAGAAAGGAACUCUGUACCAGGUCCUUACGCCUUCCCUUUCUCCUUAACCUUUCAUAAAGACCGAAAUACGUCUCUCAAAUUCGAACAGAUCAGCGUAACAAAUAUAUAUUAAGUGUGUUUGUUAGAUUUUAUUUUGAUUUCCUAAAUUAGUUUUUCUGAAAAUUUUCCUUUUGAAAAGAACUGUUUUGUACCUUAUGAGAAGUUUAGUACCCAGACCUCUCCGCAUUAGAAUAUCGCCUGGCGGUAAACAGUAAACAGCGUCUUGUCAAAAUGUUAUCUCGUUUGUUUCGCAUCAAUAAUCCUUCUUGCGGUGAAUCUAAAGCAGAAGGCCAAGAAAGCACAUCUUCUUUACUUUUUGAUGCAGAUAUUGUUACUGGAAUUGAUAAAAUCCUGUUGUGUGGGCCGCCUGAAGUUGGAAAAACCUCACUUCUUUUCGAAAUGGCUCUGAGCUUUGCUGACGAAGGAAAACACGUCCUGUUUAUUUGUCCCAAAAAACUCUCAAAACUUCCUUUGCUCGCUCAUGGAAGAACUCAGCCCUCAAGUGUUACUUUGAAGAACAUACAGAUGGUCUAUUUGGAAACGAAAGAGGAAUUUCUGAAUUACAUGGCGUCUAUCCACAUGUCGACAGCUAGAGUUUCUCAUGCUAUCAUUGUAGAUAAUAUUGAUGCCUAUUUUCCCGCCAAUAUGAGAAACGAAGAUUUGUCGUUAGUUGCCAAGAUUUUCGCUCUUACUGUGGAUGCUUUCCUGUUUCAAAAGUCCAAGCAAAUGUAAGUUUAGCCCUUAACUUUCAAGAUCUGAUUGUUAACUAUCCCCAAUAUAUAGCUGUUACGCAUUUCAUUGUGAAUCAGUAACGAGAAUUUGGUGUUAGAUCCAGAUAACAACUCCUACCUGAUAAGUUUGAGUACUGUCAUUACUCGUGUACUGGAGUUACAUGUUUACCACUUCAAGGAGUUAACGGUUUAAGGAGCCAACCGCAGUUUUUGUAAACUAACCACAAAGUUGUUGCAAUGCACAUCUUUUUCCUGAAAAAGGUCUGACUCUUGUCUUUUGAAAGCCCUUGUAACUUCAUGGACCUGCAAUCAUUACUUGAAAUCUAAAUGUUAGGUUUAGUAUUGGAGAUCUCAGCUCAAAUACCAGUCUAUUUUGUUUCAUUACAUGAUAUUUUUAUGGACCCCUUCAUAUUUUGAAUUGAAGAAUUAUUGAUGUCUUGAUCUUCAGUGAAAAAAUGGCAAAAAAUACACUUUUUCCAAAACCAUGAUUUCUUAUAAUAAUACAUUUGACUCCCAUUAUUGUGGACACCCUUUGUGGGAGAUUUGGUGUCUUUAAUAGCAAGAGUCUGUAAUUGCAAGGUAAAAGAGAAAAAAAAUUGUUUUGUCUCAAAGGGAAUGAAAUAAUAAUUUACAGUUCUAAGUAAACAAUAAAGUUUCUAACAUGGUCUCACAAAGCGAAAAAAGAUACGGCUGCAAGCAGGAAAUCCUCAUGUUCGCACCCAAUUGAAGAAUGGUUUCUUUAUUUUCCUGUAUCGCAAUGUCACUUUAUGUUAUGUGAGUCAGGAUUUUGGAUGAACUACUUAAGUGUCCACUAUGGUGAGAGAAAAAACAAGAGAAAUGUCGCACUGAAGGGGCAUGAAAGUGUCUGCAUUUCUGUAAUAGUAAGAGUCUGUAAUAAGAGACAUUUAUUUCAUUCAUGUACUUUCUUUAUGUGUUUUGCUGGGAGGGCUGGCUCUUGUCAGCAAUGGCGGGGUGUCCCUAAGGUGUCCAUCAAGCAAGAGUCAACUGCCAUUCUGAGAAAUGGGACCCAGACUUUUUCAAAAUUUGAUAAUGUGUCUAUGAAGCUAUGGUUGUUGUAAAGCUGGAUGAUUUUCUCCAACACAUAAAUCACCAAUUAGCAUAUGGAGAAAUUCCUUUUUUUUAAACUUGUAUGCCAGAAAAAAAUGAUUUGGUGGAUUGUUGAAUAUUUACAAUUUAACCAUUUGAAACCUAAUGCAUGUCUGCAUAUUCUCCAUACUGUUCUCUGUACAUUUUCUACAGUGCUGACAAGGAGAAUUUGUUUUAACAAUCAAGAGCUGCUUUAGUUGGUGAUCAAUUCCUCUAUUCUUAUAACUUCUAUGUUUGAUUCAAGAGUGAUAUUGUAAGGAGAAAUUAGAUGCUGGUCACUCUUAGGGAUUAGAGGAUUAAAUUCAAUUUUGCUUCUCCUAUAGAGAUCAGCCCAAAGUCAAACAAUCUGGCAUGCUAUUGAUGUCAAUCACAGUUCCCACUGACACUAAAUCAGUUCCAAGACAAUCAUUUUAUGAACGCUGGGUACAGUUUGUCCUUCCGAUCCAGGUGAAGGCUGCAAAUCUCUAUGAGCUUUCAGUGCUACCUUCCAACUCAAAUGAUGGCUCUUCAUUGGCUAAUGUUGUUUACAAAAUAGCAGAUCAGAAUAUUGUUGUUCAAGACAUUGAUUAUUGUUCACAAUCUGAUGGUUCGUCAACAGAAAUGACUUCUUGA
Pocillopora meandrina is the source of this 2510-nucleotide messenger RNA. The record is from the annotation of a GenBank genome assembly. Lineage: Eukaryota; Metazoa; Cnidaria; Anthozoa; Scleractinia; Pocilloporidae.